AUGCCCAAGGAGUCCACUGUAUCUGCUGCUCAAAAGGUAUCAACCUUAGGCGGCUGUAUUGCUGGAGCCAUUGCUGGCUGUGCAGCAGUGACGUUUACCAAUCCUAUAGAUCUCGUCAAGACUAGGAUGCAGUUAGAAGGUGAGCUUUCUAUGAAAAAUGUUCCCAAGGUGUAUCGUAAUCCGUUUCAGGCAUUUGGACUCAUUCUCAGGAAUGAGGGUAUCCAUGGGAUUCAAAAAGGACUUAUGGCCUCUUAUUUAUUCCAGAUCGGACUUAAUAGUUGUCGAUUAGGACUCUACGAACCAAUCAGGAAGGUUCUCAAUUCGGUUGUAUACCCCACAAAAAAUCCCGAGAAUGUUCAGAACGUGGGAAUCAACGUUCUGACGGGCAGCCUUACAGGGGUUAUUGGGUGUAUUACUAGCUCACCUUUCUAUCUUCUCAAAACUAGAAUGCAAUCAUUCUCGGAGUCGGUUCAGGUCGGUCAACAAUCGCACUACGAUUCGACUUGGCACGGCUUCAAGACGAUUUAUGCUGACGAAGGUGUUAAAGGCUUGUUUCGUGGCCUUGAUGCGGCGAUUCUUAGAACUGCAGCUGGCUCUGCAGCCCAACUUCCUGCUUAUAACUUUGCCAAGCAAGAGCUCAUCAAGUCGGGCUAUUUCGAAGAGGGUAUGGGACUUCAAUUAGCGUCUUCAGUAUUUGCUGGCCUUGGCGUAACCGUAGUAAUGAAUCCGUUUGAUGUCGUAAUGACUAGGAUGUAUAAUCAGAGAGGAAACCUUUAUUCAGGACCUGUGGAUUGUCUCAUCAAGACCGUGAAAAUGGAAGGACCAACAGCUUUAUAUAAGGGAUUUAUAGCUCAGCUUCUCAGAAACGCUCCUCAUACAAUGUUGUUGUUGUUGUUUAUGGAGCAGACAAUGAGUAUUGUGUAUAAUGUGGAACAGAGGUUUAAAUAG
Molecule: messenger RNA, 948 nt
Organism: Brettanomyces nanus
Lineage: Eukaryota; Fungi; Ascomycota; Pichiomycetes; Pichiales; Pichiaceae
Exons: 1
Coding region: 1-948 (315 amino acids)
Source: RefSeq, a predicted model, not a curated record